Messenger RNA from Diaporthe citri, 1116 nucleotides. RefSeq lists its product as uncharacterized. The transcript has 2 exons. Gene Ontology annotation, cellular component: eukaryotic translation initiation factor 3 complex, eIF3m. The coding region runs from base 1 to 1116 and encodes 371 amino acids. The record is from RefSeq and is a predicted model, not a curated record. Gene Ontology annotation, molecular function: metallopeptidase activity; translation initiation factor binding; translation initiation factor activity. Gene Ontology annotation, biological process: translational initiation. NCBI's taxonomy places the organism in Eukaryota, Fungi, Ascomycota, Sordariomycetes, Diaporthales, Diaporthaceae.
AUGGCGAUUGAUUCAGAGGAGUUCCUCCACCUGGCCCGGCCUAUUGCCCCCGCCGCCCCAGGCUUCAACACAAAUAUCUCCCCCAUGACAGUCAACAUCCAGCCACAAGCAAUCCUCUCAAUCCUCGACCAUGCCAUCCGUCGCGACGAUACUGCCCCAGAAGACACCUCGCCAGACGCACCCCAGCCCCGCGUCAUCGGCGCCUUGAUAGGCGUGCGAUCCGAGGAUGGCACCGAGGUCGAGGUGCGCAACACCUUCGCCAUCCCCCACGUCGAGAAUGAGGAGCAGGUCGAGGUCGACGUUGAGUACCAGCGCACCAUGCUGCAGCUGUCCCUCAAGGCCAGCCCCCGCGAGACGCUGCUGGGCUGGUACGCCACCAGCCUCGAGCUCAACAGCUUCUCCGCCCUCAUCCAGAACUUCUUCGCCUCCCCCGAGACGGGCACCUUCCCCCACCCCGCCGUCCACCUGACCAUCUCCACCGAGCCAGGCAAGGACAUCGAGACUCACGCCUACAUCUCCGCCCCGGCCGCCGUCAACCCCGACCGCGCGGCCGAGUCGUGCCUGUUCAUCGAGGUGCCCCACAAGCUGUCCCAGGGCGACGCCGACCGCGCCGCCCUCGAGGCCAUCGCGGCCGCAGCCAACAACGAGUCGCGCCAGGCACCACUCGUCCCGGACAUCGAGGCCCUCGCCACGGCCAUCGCCCAGACCGAGGACCUGCUGGAGCGCAGCUCCGGCUACGUCGGCGAGAUCCUCGACGAGGAGCGCGACCCCAACCAGGCCCUGGGCCAGUACAUGAUGAACAACCUGUCGCUGGCCCCCAAGGUCGCCCCCGAGUCCAUCGAGCACGACUUCAACAACCACAUCCAGGACGUCCUCAUGGUGAGCUACCUGGCCAACACCAUCCGCACCCAAAUCGAUCUGUCGCAGCGCCUCGCCACGAGCGCCCUCACCAUGGAGCACAAGGAAGGCGCUCCCCCCAAGGAGGGCGAGGAAGGAAAGGGCGAGCGCGGCGAGCGCGGAGGCAGGGGCGGCAAGCGAGGUGGCCGCGGCGGCAGGGGCGGUGGCCAGCCCAGGGAGCCCAGGGAGCCCCGUGAGCCGCGCGAGAACGGCGAGUAG